Messenger RNA from Moneuplotes crassus, 898 nucleotides. Lineage: Eukaryota; Ciliophora; Spirotrichea; Euplotida; Euplotidae. The record is from the annotation of a GenBank genome assembly.
CAAAUAUGCGGAUCCUUAGUGAGUUUGAAAUUAAAGAGAAUAUUAAUACUUUUCAAGGAAUAGCUCUUGAAACUCAGCAGGAGUUAAGAACACAGAAUUGAUAUGUUAUCAUACAGAUAGCUACUGGAUUUAAUGACCAUGUUUCAAAGCUGAUAGUGUCAGGAGCCAUGGUUCUUAUUAACUACUUUUUCGUAAAUCGAUCCUAUUAUGAGUAUGAUAGAGUACUGAUGUGCACUGCUGCUCUUUACUUAAGUACUAAGAUGAACGGACAGCAUCGGAGAAUUGAGUACUAUGCCUUUGGUUACCAUAAUAUUAAUAACAAGCUCACAAACGGAGAUGAAAUCAUCAAACCUCUUUCGGAUGAGAUGAAAGAGGAAAUUAUUGAAAAGAUUACAAACGCUGAGCUCCAGAUUGUUAAGACAAUGUUUGGGAAAGACGGAGGAAUGGUAGGUGUUGACCUUCCAUACAAAUAUAUUUCUGAUUAUGUUUAUAAGCUGUUUAAGAAAGAAAAUAUAAAUAAUAUCUUCUAUUUGGCAACCUGGAUUGUCAAUGAUGCCUGAUUCACUGUUCUUCCCCUGACUUUUGGGCCAAAGGAAAUCGCUUUUGCAUGUGUUAUAAUUGCUUCCAGACAGUUAGGUUGUCCAAUGGAUAAAAUUACACCUGAAAAAUUAAAGAGAAUGAUCAGAGGGGAUAGCGACAAAGACUCCAAAUAAAGGAUCUGCUUACUGAAACUUUGAUGAAGUUAUCACUUGAAUUAGUAAAAUUACCAAGUUUUACAGUGACAUGAAGGAAAAAGAAAAAGCACGAACUAAAGCAGAAGAAAAGGGAGAUAGUGCAGAGAAAACUCCCGAGACAGUUGAGACUCCAAAGGACGAAGAAAAUAAGGAAUAAGUUAAAA